UUUUUAGGAGGAAGAGAGAGUAUUAAUUGUAGAAGCUAAGGAAGGGAGUAAAAUAUAACGUACAAACAUCCAUUUAUUUCACACGCACUCCUCCGUCCAUAUAUAUUUCUUGGCCGGGCAUGUUCACAUCUUCAAUCAAUCAUCAUCAUCUUCCUAUAAAUAAAUAAAUUAAAAUCAUAACAAAUACAGAACAAUUAAGCUGUGGCAUUAUAGCAAUAUAAUUAAUUAAGGCACUGAUCACAAUAAUGAAGAACUCUCAUCAUCAUCAUCAUCAUCAUCAUCAUCAUCAUCAUCAUCAAAGCUCAAAAGCAUUAUUAUGGAUAGAGCUGUUGUUGAUCACUCAUUGUUUCUCGCUCCUCUCCAUUACCCAAGCUUACGAUUUCUUCUACUUCGUUCAACAGUGGCCAGGAUCUUAUUGUGACACCAAAAAGAGUUGUUGUUAUCCAACCACAGGGAAGCCAAAAUCAGACUUUGGCAUCCAUGGACUAUGGCCUAAUAACAAUGAUGGAUCUUACCCUUCCAACUGCGAUUCUACCAAUCCUUACGAUGAAUCCAAGAUCUCAGACCUAAUGAGCAGAAUGCACGAAGAGUGGGCGACGUUGUCUUGUCCAAGUAAUAGCGGAUCGUCAUUCUGGUCACACGAAUGGGAUAAACACGGUACGUGUUCAGAGUCCGUUCUCAACGAGCACGCUUACUUUCAAACCGCUUUGAACCUCAAGAAUCAAAUUGACUUGCUCCAGGCUCUUCAGAGUGCAGGGAUAGAGCCGGAUGGAAGUUUUUACAGUUUGACUGACAUAAAGAGAGCAAUUGAAAAUGCCAUUGGAAAUGAAGCUUGGAUAGAAUGCAACCGUGACGAAGAUGGAAACAGCCAAUUAUACCAAGUUUACAUUUGUGUCGAUUCCUCAGCUUCUGAACUCAUCACAUGCCCAGUUUUCCCUAGAGGAAGUUGUGCUUCCAACAUUAAAUUCCCAUCAUUCUAGUGACGAAUAAUUUUUAAUGUUUAAUUUGCUUAUUACAAGCUUGGGAUGUCAUGAUCCCCUAUUAGGGUUUAUGUUUUCAUAGACGAAGUAACAAAUAAAAAGAAAUUGUAAUAAAAAAAACAUAUUUACAUAUUUAUAAGUGAUAGAUGUUUGAUGGUUCAAUGAAGCCUUAUUGUUCUU
Messenger RNA from Cuscuta campestris, 1160 nucleotides. NCBI's taxonomy places the organism in Eukaryota, Viridiplantae, Streptophyta, Magnoliopsida, Solanales, Convolvulaceae. The record is from the annotation of a GenBank genome assembly.